Pseudo-nitzschia multistriata is the source of this 6092-nucleotide messenger RNA. Lineage: Eukaryota; Bacillariophyta; Bacillariophyceae; Bacillariales; Bacillariaceae. The record is from the annotation of a GenBank genome assembly.
GACUUCUUUCACAAACUAUUCGUACUGCACUACUACAUCAUGUUAGAUCGGUCGCGUCUUCGUCGUUGUCAUUUUCAUUUCCCAGGCUGCUCGUCAGACCUUGUAAGCUAAUACCGCCGGGGAUUGUGAUCCGAGAUGCUGAGCUAUUGACUCGAUUUUGCAUUCGCCGAAUGUCGUGAAGAGUUUCCGAUGGUACCGUUGAACUCCAAAAGGCAUCCUUGAAUCUCGCCGGUCUGUCGAGCAUCUCCGGUGGAUUGUAAGAGGGUCCCUGGUCGCCGUCGUUAUUGUCGUUGCGGCUGUUGUCUUCGGCGUCGUCGAUCGGUUGGUUAUGUUGCUGAACCUGUUCAUAGUCCCCAAUGGCGUUUUCCACGGUCGACGGCAAGUAUUCCUUGUAGGUGAAGGUAAAAGAGUGGGCAAUGGCAAACAUUACCAUUUCGACACAUAUGCAAUAAUCUAUCAGUCCGUUGGCAACUUCAUCCCCCGUCCACGAACCGACAUCGCCAAUCACACCAUGUGCUUUGAGGUAGAAUAUAAGAACCCCUUGCCACCACGUGAAAAAUACCACACCUUUGAUGCACAAGAACUUCCCCAAGGGGUGCCAAUUGAUUGGAUACCUCAGUUCAUCCUGGACGGCAUGGAAGAGUUUGACGAGAGAGUAUAGCGCAUACAUAACGCUGAUAUUCAUCAAAAAGGCUAGGUAGGGAUACGGCGAUGUCCAUACAAAUUGCCCUUCCCCGUACAUUCCCAGGGAUUGGAAUAUGUAUGUCAUAAUAGUGAAUCCCGUCUUUGCCACAACAUACUGCAGAGCUCCGUGUUUGCACUGCAACAUGAAUUCAACCCCUAAUUCCCAUGGCUCCAGAACGAGACUCAGUGGAAAAGUGUGCUGGGCCAGGUGAUCGGCCAAGGCUGGAUCGUCUCGAACCUUUUUGCGGAGCGUGCGCACCAAGGCGUCUUCUCCACCCAGUAGCUCAAUGAGAUAGUAUACAAAGCUGGCAAUGACAAAUGCCUCGUAUAGAUCGCGAAUAGCAUCGAUGUAUAUCCGUGCAUGGUGAAAACGAAGGCUGAGCCAGGAUUGAACCGCGUAGAUGGGAACCAUUAGAAUGAUUCGAAUGACGUACUUUUGCACCCCGGGCAUGUACCAGUGGGUAAAAUGAAGAUAGAUCAGGCGCACCGACAUGAUAAGAGUCCCAAUGACCAUGACGCCCGCCGAGUGAAAUGCUGCCACCUCACCCUUACCGUCGGAAAGCGCCUGAUAAAUGACAAGGGGGACAAGAAGAAGCAUUGCCAGGAGAGUUGUAUUGGCAACAUGCGGACCGAUGCUUCUCAUGAUCAGUCGAAUCCUAGAGUGCUGUCGACUCUCUACACUCAUUCCUUCGUCAUUAUCGCCAACGUUGUCAUUUAUCUGAUCGGUAUCGUUGUUAUUGUUAUUUUCAUUGUUGUCGCUGUUGCCGUCUGCCAAUAGGCUCCUGGUCAAGUCGUUUUCGUCCAAGAGUUCAGAAUCGGCGGAAUCCUCCUGCGAAGAGGAAGGCGGGGCGAGUGAAAAGUUAUUCGAUGGAUGACUCGGGCUUGCCUCCCCCGACAUGAUUCACGUCGACCUUUGUUGCUGCAGAAGUUAGUAAAAUGCGACCGAUCAAAAGAAGCUCUUCAAACUUGCCCACGGUAUUUUUCUCUUCCCCGAAAAAGUAAGUCGUGGUUUCGGUUUCGGUUUCAGUUUCGUUUCUGAUUCUGUUUCUUCUUCCACCGUGAAGUCGUUGCAAUUCCUUCUUUCACUCAAGAAUAAAUCAAUCGAUCAAUCUAUUGCUACUUCUGCUAUUUCAAUUGUACAAUUGUGGUUACACUUGUGCAAAGCGUCGAAUAAUUGUAGCUCGCUACAUACGGAAGAGGAAAGAAGGUAAGCAAAAGUGAUUGAGUUGACAACAGAAGUCUAGUGGGAUCGAUGUUCUGUUGCCUCCAUGUACGGUACGUACGGUAAGGGCAACUAGGGCGAGUUUAUGUACCGUGAGGGAGGGUGUUUUCAGCUUGUCGUAUUCGGUAGGUACGGUAAAGUACGGUACGUUUCGUACAGUCAUUACGAACUUCAUGGGUACGACUAGUAGUACGAGUACGAUAGUACCGGUAGUACUCGUACUCGCAUUCAUGAUGUUGUAACGUAUCUAUCAGUUGAGAGGAUUUUUUACUGAGCAAAUCGUAAUGAUAUGUACCUAUGAUUUGUAGAUAUUGAACAUACUGAUCUAUUCGAAAGCAUUGUACGGUACGUACGGUACGUUACUACUUACUUAUUUACCCCUGCUUGUUUACUCGUACGUACSUACUGUAUCCAGUACAUAAUCGUAUGGGUUUUGUCUCGAACAAGCGCUUACUUUCUGCGCUGCGGGAGCGGAGGGGAUGGAGACACUUCUCGUAGUAUUACUCGUAGUUGGAAUGGAGUGUAUGUACCUUAUCGUACGCUAAUAUACCGUAGAAUCUCUACUACCGUACGAUGUUGAUGAGGUAAUUACCGGCAAGUAACCUUUUCCCAUCUGGUGUAAAAUCUACGAGUACAUGUACCUACAAACCCUACGUACCGUACGUUCUGCACCCAUCGAAUACAGAAAUGAAAAAUCUGCAUCACCGUCGAUUACAGUAAAAGGAGUCCUGUAACUGGUUGACGUCAACGAGAGACAACAGAAAAGAGUUCGACCCAGUGGUUGAGGCGUCCAGAUCAAUUAACCCUAUCAUCUAGAGUGCGCCAGAAAGCAAAAAUGUCUGAUAUAUCGGCAGAGGAAGCCCUGCUGAAAGCGAAAGAAAUCGCGGCGCGUUUGACCGGUGCCGUUGGUGUUGGUGUAGCGAAUGUCAACGCCACCGGUGGAGAUUCCUCGAUCCCCAACGCCGGCGUCUCCACGGCGGUUGCAACAGAAAGUUCAGCCUCAGCCGCAGCCGCUGCUACACCUUCCUCUUCGGCACCUUCGACAGCUCCGACUGCACGCAGCGAACGAAAGCGAAAACGCUGGGGUUCGGCACCGGGGGCUCCCGUGGCCGAAGCCCUUCCGGGUUUGRCCGAAGCUAAGCUCAGACAGGAACAAUUGCUGGCGGAAAAACCCGCCGGCCCUUCCACCAAGCGCGUAUGGGUCCCAACCACGAGAGAACGAGGAGAAGCCCACUUUUUCAGUUUCUUGAAGGAGCGCCUGCCGGAGUUGUCGGCUCGCAUUAACAGCAGCGAGUUCAAGGGAGACGAACAAAACGGAAUGGAGCUCGGUGGACGGGGUGCAGAGACCCAACAAAUAUAUGGAAUGCCCCUGGAACCGAUGCAUGUUACGAUUAAGGGAUCUGACGCCUUCAUCGCUGCCGCGGCCCCUCGAUUGGAAGAGCUCUUGGCGGAGGGAGAACGAGCGGAACGGGAGGGACCACCUCCAGAAGACGACGGAAAGAGGCUCGAGGAUGGCAACAAGGACAAGUACUCAUCAUCAGCCCUGACGUUAACCAGACCGUAUUACCAAGCGGAUCACGCAUCGAGGCCAAAAUCAGAGUACCGUCCUGCCACUGUCGCGCAACUAAUUUCCGGCAACCCCGACGUUCUUGGCGAUCUAGGAAAAGGUGCCGGAGGAGACGGAAAUGUCAAACUCUUGGAGGAAUCCAUCCGAGUUCCCAACGGUGUAGUUGGUUUUAUCAUUGGGCGAGGAGGAGAAACCAUCAGCUCCAUGCAGGCCCGGUCUAGCUGCAAGGUUCAGAUCCAAAAAGAGCACGAUCUUCAGCCGGGACAGACGGAACGAAUCAUUACCCUUCAGGCCGUGAAACAAGAAUCCAUUGACGAGUGCCGAGAAAUUAUAGAAUCGAUGGUCCGUGAUCGCGUUCGAGCUGCCGGUGGAAAUGCGGGGCACCGUGCUUCGAACGCCGGAGGCGGAGGAGGAGCCGAUUAUUACGGACGCAGCCCUGGGGUCGGUGCCGGGAGUGGCGGCCGGACCGACAACACCGAAUCAAAGGUCCAAGAGGCACUCGCGGGAGGACACAAGCUCGUCACGGUCGAGGUUCCUGAUGCCGAUGUGGGACUGGUCAUUGGAAAGGGGGGAUCCACCAUCAAGUUUAUUCAAGAAACGACGGGUUCUUCCGUUCAAAUCCCGCACUCCGCCACCCCCGAGAAUCCUUCCGUGCGUUGUAUUAGUAUCACCUGCCCAACCGAACAGGGAGCCGAGUCUGCCAAAAUCCAAAUCCUGAACAUUCUCAAGAACAAAAUGUCGAACAGCAACCACACGGCCCACAGUGCCCACAACAACCACGCCAGCAACCAGCCACAUGCCGCAAGUGUCCAGGUCGCCGUACCAAACAAAGAUGUCGGACUUUGUAUAGGUCGACAGGGGUGUGUCAUUCGACAACUGCAAACCAAGACAGAUACCCGCAUCGAUAUACCCCAGCAACCACCUCCGGGACAAAACGUAAGGAUUAUCACCGUCACCGGGCCUACCCAAGAAGCAUGUGAACUCGCCAAGACCUACAUCGAGCGGAUCGUGAAUGAACAAUCUUCCGCCAGCAUCAUGACUGGGUCUCCCUACAACAAUGGCAAUCAAAACCACGCGGGCAACCGCCACCAAUAUGGUGGAAUGGGCCUGGGAUAUCAGAAUCAAUAUCACAACAAUCAUCGCCACCAUUCCAAUAACGGCUACAACAAUAACAACAACAGCGGUGGCGACCAAAAUGCGGCUCAGAGCAACGAUCCAGCCUGGCAAGCCUAUUAUGCUGCACAAGCCAUUGCUAACAAACAGCAGCAGCAGCAACAACAACAGGCGGCCGCAGCCGCAGCUCCCGCUUCGGAUGCGUAUUACGAGCAAUUCCACAGGUACGCUUACUAUUAUGGGGAAGAUGCCGCGCGACAAUACUACGGAACCUGGUCUCCCCCUGUUGGGACUCCAAACCCUUACGGCGUGAAUCCUGACGGUAUUACAGCACCUCCGGUGGCCGACACUGCUGGAAAUGGACCGACACCACAAGCUCCAGCGUCAGCACCAGCGCCAGCGAAUACCGCUCAGGUGGAUACCGCUCGGGUUCGUGAUUCCAGCGUCAGAAAGGUGUCCAACCUACCGGCUUGGAUGACAAAAUCUAAAUGAUGGAAAAUAUCAGGACCAACAAAAAGACGGACAAGAAUGUCGCGAAAAUCGAACGAAUGGAUAAGAAGAACAUACGCUUUGUGUGCGCGUGAAUUAUUCAAUUUGUCUUUCGUCAUUCUUGCUCUUUCUCUCGAUGUAUGUCGUUUUCCCUGUACCUCUACCUCAGCAGCACAUCAUUGAUACCGUCCUUGAAUUGAGAUUUAGUGUAAUUGGAAACUUCGUUGGCAAAUCGGAACAAAAUUGAAAAUUUGGUAACUUAUUUACUUCGUGUGCAAAAAUCUUUUCCUAUAUUUCAUCUAUGCAUUGCAAUUUGGCAAUUUUAUUAUAUUUUGAUCAGUAUUGACUUCAGCCAAACCAUUGUUUCAUGGUAUUGAUGUAUACAGCAAUAUUCCUUAUAUUGCAGUGUCUCUACUCGUCGCCAUUGCCCUUUUUUCUCUUCAUGAUCUCUUACCAAAUGGUUUACACCCUUUCAAUCGUCAUCGAGGCAUUCCAGAAAAAUAUCGAAAUCAUUUUUGUUUUUCCGUUACCAUGGGGUACGUGUCAUCAGCCACAACUGUUUAGUUUUCGUUUGCCUGGAAAGGGAGGAUACCGUAUGGUAACUUUUUGUGUCUUUGUUCUGGUGUACCUGAGUCCUUCGAAGAUCUCGUAGUCGAGAAAGAAUUGUGUCAGCGGCAAAAGUCAACGAAUGAUGAAAGUGCCAGGAGCAUAUCACGUCAUGAGGAAGCAUUGUUUCAUCAGAUCUCACUGCUUUCUUGGGGGCAAAAUAUUCAUCGUGCCUAUUAGGUGAUUCGCCCCGUGGCGUUGUGGGGUCCUCCACAAGAACCACUUGUGGUGUGACUGCAUUUUGUCAGUAUGAAGGUGAAUAGCGUAGUACAUUAUGAAAAACUUGUUGGAGGUGCGAGCACGCACUUUCAGAUCUAGACUAAGGUGCAAGGUACAACUAUGAUUAGUUGUUAGCAUUACAAAUACUUAUCGUAUUUCACGAUGAUACCUUAAUAAUUUCCCAGAUGCUCA